AGGAAGUGCGAGUUGAGUUCCAGCCUCAGAUUAUAGUGUUGUUCGGAGCGGUGGCUGUUACAUGGGGUUUUCGACGUCAGGGUGUAAAGGUCUUAAAGAAAAUUAUCACAUGCCGUUACUGUACACUCGUCUGUAAGCAGAGCGUGCUAUUUGUGAAUGUUAGUAUGAAUGGUAAGGUUGGGAAUGGAGCAGCGGGCGGUGUGCUGGCCUGUAUUGAGGGUCUGCCGCCGCUGCCCAAGAGCCUGAGCGGACUGCUCAACUCCAGCGGCGGCUCGUGGAGAGAGAUGGAGAGGAUGUAUGUGAAGAAGACCAUGAUUCAGGACGACUUGAGCCGAGGAAGGAAUAACACGGACAAUCUGCUGGCGAAUAAACCAGCAAACCUGGAUGCCGCCCUUGCUUUGCUCAGAAAAGAGAUGGUGGGUUUGCGGCAGCAGGACAUGUCCCUGCUCUGUCAGCUCUGGUCUCUUCACGAGUCCAUCCAGGAGUACAAGGGCAGCUGCCAGGACUUCUCCGCUGUGUCCAGUGCGGAUGGACCCUACGGGAUGGAGAACGGUUAUUUCGACGAAGAUGAGGAAUAUUAUACUGAGUCCGGUAUGACACCAGCCGAAACGCCAGAUGGAAACGAUACAUCUCCUAAAAACGGGACAUCCAAAGACAGCUGGAUACAUGACUCGUUCCAUAUCACAAUCUAAAACGCUUGACUUUUAUUCUUUAAUGAAAACAAGCUGUGCCAUAAUUACGUUUGCUGGCAUUUAGUUUUACAGCAGACUCUUUCUAUAGGACAUAUAAUUAAGAAUUAUUAUUUAUUGUGUAAUAUUCUACAUAGUAUUUUUUUUUUUUCCUGAUUUAAUCAACAUUGGAAAUUUUAUAAGAUCUUUUUUAUAAAGGGAGAAGCAUAUCAUUUCGUAAUGAGGUUUACAGUAAAUCAUGUUAAACUUGCGUUGAUGAGUUUAUAGACAUUUGUUUGAUGCUUCACCCCUCUGAAUUCAGAAAAGUCUUAUUUCUUGUUGAGCAGUCGCUCGCUGGGUGCUUGCAGAAGACAGGGUUUUGUUUUUUAUUGAAAAUAUGUAUUCUGAAUAUGCUGGAAAUGCUGCCUAUUCUUUGCUGAAAUGUAAUCCAGGGUAUAACCAGCACAAAGAGCUUGUGACAGCAUCACCAAAACGAAACGCAAUGUCCCAGUAUGCUCAUUGCAUUAUGUAUUGUGUAACUCCUUAUGAACAUAUAGUAAAUCGAUAACCAGCUCCAUAACAUUUCCAUAGUAUUUACUUCUCACCUUGUGUGAACCUAUUCUAGAUCGUGUAUUGUAGAUGUUUUAUUUAUUUACUUAUAAUUGCUGCUUGGAUUCAGUCUUCCAUUGUGCUUGAACUUCCUCUCGGUGCACAUCAUGGGAGUGUCAUCGUGUCUCUUUUUGCUCAAGUGACUCGCAUAAGGUCACCUGUAUUCAUAAUGUAAGCUAAUAAACUUUGUUUAUGCCAAGUACAAUGCCCAUUAAAUACACCAAAAAGAUUCAGUGUGUGCAUAUCAUAGCUUGCCAUAAUGUAAGCAUUUUAUACAGUGUAACAUUUUCUUGAUGUGUUGGUGAAUCGAAUGCCUGGAAUUCAAAAUUUGCACCGUUAUGGAUCAUCUAAUUCUGUAAUUGAUAACUGGUAAUCAUCAGAGAGUGUUUCCUCUACAAGAGUAUUAAUAACAGCCGAGAGAGAAUGUCGUCUACCUCUAUUGUGUUUGAGCUCUGAAAUCUUUUUUUCUCACACCAGCAGACACAAACAAGAUUCAAUUUUAACACUCUUCCGAUAUUAUUACCUUCAAUUCUGAGAGAAAAAAAUCGGAAAAAAUGUUAUGCAACCAGCAAGGCUUUAGGUGCUUUGACCAAAAUCAGCACUGAACUUCACACAUCGUGCCUUGACGCACCUUGGCUUUGAAUCCAGGUGUUUUUGCCAUCAUACUAUUUCAUAUCUACAUCCAGCAUCUUCAUGCAUCCAUUUCAGUCCCUCUCAUUAACAGAAGAAAGAUCCACCCAGUAAAUGUCUCCUCACCGCCCAUCUCAUUAUCUUCUACCCUGCGGUGAUUUAUUGUUGUGAUCCUGCUCGGAAAUUCCCACUCGGUUUUCGUAAUUUGCAUAGAAAUCAGUAAAAGUGAUCUUUGGCCUGUUUGAUCUCUGUGGUUGGUUGUGAAAUGAUUUCUGCAGUUUUGCAUACAAAGAUGCAAAAGGAUCUGGUUUGAUGGCAUUUGUGUGUUUGUUUUUGGUCAGUCUGUGUUCUUGAAUGUUUUUCCAACUUUUUAAAUGUGUUUAAAUGCAAAACAUUGCAUAUGUGAGGUUUGAACCGAUCAUUGAUGCGGGAAUGAUCCUUUUGUAUAUGUUUUGUUGUGUGUGUGUUAGCGAUAUAAAAUAAAUGUAAUAUAA
Messenger RNA from Sinocyclocheilus rhinocerous, 2401 nucleotides. Its product is annotated as protein FAM89A-like. The coding region runs from base 165 to 692 and encodes 175 amino acids. Lineage: Eukaryota; Metazoa; Chordata; Actinopteri; Cypriniformes; Cyprinidae. The transcript is spliced from 3 exons. The record is from RefSeq and is a predicted model, not a curated record.